Gymnogyps californianus (California condor) is the source of this 351-nucleotide messenger RNA. RefSeq names its product RNA polymerase II subunit I (gene POLR2I). NCBI's taxonomy places the organism in Eukaryota, Metazoa, Chordata, Aves, Accipitriformes, Cathartidae. The record is from RefSeq and is a predicted model, not a curated record.
AUGGAUGAGCUAUGCUUUGUGAAGAUCUGCUUCUGCCAUGAGUGGAGGAACCUACUGCAUCUUAGAGACAAAAAGGAGAACAGGACUUUAUUUUUUCCAUACAGAAAACACAACUACCAGCAGGAAGCUGAGAAUAGCUGCAUCUAUGUCAACAAGUCAAUGAAUUGACAUAAAUCCUUGCAGAAGUCACAGGACCUGACUUUUCUCUGAAUGAAAGUCCACUCAUGAUGGAACAGACAAGUAGAAGUAGUGAACCUCCACUCUCAUGGUGCAAGCGCUGAGGACACCAUAAAACUAUUCAUAUGUCCUGCCCCUCAUGACGACCACUGCUGGAGGGAAGACAUUUCCUAG